Molecule: messenger RNA, 1239 nt
Organism: Striga hermonthica
Lineage: Eukaryota; Viridiplantae; Streptophyta; Magnoliopsida; Lamiales; Orobanchaceae
Source: the annotation of a GenBank genome assembly
AUGAUGCAGUCACCCUCGUCAUCAACCAUCCCCGGAAGUUUCAACAUAAACAACGAUGGUGGAGCUUAUGAUUUAGGGGAACUUGAUCAGGCUCUCUUUUUAUAUCUAGAUGGCCAAGAUGCGUCAACUCAAGAUCAUGACAAACAAAAUACAGGGAUAUUGAUGAGGCCACACACACUGAACAUUUUCCCUUCACAGCCCAUGCAUGUGGAACCAUUUUCACCAACAACAACAUCAAAGGCGAAUAGUACAGGAUUAGUUUCUCCAGCUACCAGCGGAUCCAAGAGAUCAUCUGAGCCGUCCAACCCUAGGAAAGAAGCUGCUACAAUACCCGAACCCGCCAAAGCAGUUAAGCGCGAAGGAAACCCGAGAGGGCCCACCUCAAGCUCGGAGCAUGAUGGACCAAAAACACCGGAUCCAAAGGCUUAUGUCCAGCAGCUAGAGUCAAGUAGGGUCAGGCUCACACAGUUGGAGCAAGAAAUACAAAGAGCAAGAUCCCAAGGAUUCUACUUAGGUGGCAAUGCCACUGUAGCAGGAGAUCAGGGCCCUUCUGUUUCCAUGUCCAACACAAGCUCAGAUGCGGCGGUGUUUGACAUGGAGUACGCUCGGUGGCUGGAGGAGCACCACCGCCUUAUGGUGGAGGUGCGGAACGCAGUGAACGACCACCUGCCGGAAAAUGAGCUCCGUGUUUUCGUGGACAACUGUUUGGCGCACUAUGAUCAGAUGAUAAGCCUCAAGAGCAUGAUCGCGAAAUCCGAUGUUUUCCACCUCGUGUCCGGAUCGUGGAAGACACCGGCCGAGCGCUGUUACAUGUGGAUGGGCGAUUUCCGGCCAUCGGAACUCAUCAAGAUUAUACUAAACCAAGUUGAGCCAUUAACUGAGCAACAAUUGAUGGCCAUAUGUGGGCUGCAACAGUCGACUCACGAGGCAGAAGAGGCUCUAACACAAGGGCUCGAUUCCCUCAACCAAUCGAUCUCCGAAACUAUAACUUCAGACUCACUAAGCAUUGCACCAAACAUGAACAACUACAUGUCUCAAAUGGCCAUCGCCAUCAAUAAGCUCUCGACCCUUGAAGGUUUCGUUCGACAGGCAGAUAAUCUGAGGCAUCAAACCCUGCACCGGCUACACCAAAUCUUGACCACCCGCCAGGCGGCGCGGUGUUUUCUGGCGGUGGCCGAGUAUUUCCACCGCCUCCGAGUCCUCAGCUCCCUCUGGCUCGCCCGGCCGCGUCAAGAAUAG